AUGUAUCAGAAAUGGGAUAACGAGGAAAUUGAUUUUACGCAGCUGAAACAACGUGUCAUAAUACCAAAUCUACCUGACCUGGUCCUUUGUCAAAUUUUUGAAACCUUUUCCUAUAGGGAAUUGGUACGACUAGAAGUGAUCUGCAAAAGAUGGCGUUCUAUUAUAGCGCGAAUACUCAAAAAAGAAAUUCGUGAACUUAAUGUUGAACAGUCUGUUACGUACAACACAGUAUCGGCUCACCAGCAGAAACCCUUUAAACGACUUUCAAUAUGUUGUAAUUUUGAAGCUUAUGACUUCUUAACAGGAAUUUUGAAAAGAUCGAGGUUGUCAAUCAACAAACUGAGCUGUGAUGUGAAGUUUUUGACAAAUAUUGAUCAGCUUCCAUUAAACCGUGAAGCAAGCCGUCGUUACUGGAGUAAUGUGGAAGACCUAUGGCUCAUAUUGGCCCGGUUGGACAAUCAAACAACGCAAAAAUUCCUUGACAUUGAAAAAGAAUUGUUUUUAAAUUUGUCUCAGAUGACGGCACAGAUUCAUGAAGGUUUUCAGCAAGCAGGAAAUGUGGCAAAAAUAAUAUCAGCAAUUGUUUCACGUUUUCCGAGCAUACAGAUUAGUAUGGAAAUUCACGCAAAAUCAAGUAACGAGGUUUUUGCUCAACUUUUGGCUCUGUCACCAAUGGAAUUAAAAAGCCUGAAAAUAAUUUGUUUGGACUAUGAUUUGGCAGUACUCUCCUUAACAUAUUUUAGCAGGAUUUUACAACAGCGCGGAAUAACUAUGCACAGACUGACUUUAAGGGAUUGGACUAUUCGAUGUGAGCCUAGUCAAGUGAUAACUCACUCACCGCUGGAAACUCUUCGUCUAAGUUCAUGUGCAGUUGAAAAUGUUGAUAAUUUUGUGUCUGCUGUUCGCGAAACAUUUACUGCACAAAAGAACAGUAACAGCCAUGUCUCUAGAAAACAAAAUCGGCCGUUGGAGUUGAAAGGAUCGGUAUUAAGUACGAAGGAAAAUAUUUCUUUCAGUAAUCAUUUGAUAAAGAACCAGCCUAGAAAUGGAGGCUUUGCAGACAGAUGCUUCAGAGAAUUGGAGUACGGUACAAACAAGCCAUUUAUAGAGAAGCUCGAAGUUGCCGGGCAGUGCACAUUUCAUGGUCUUGGCUUCCUGAAUGAUAAGGCUCAUACUGAGUUUCAAUUUCGGAUAAACAGUGUGGCUCCAUCACUAGUAAUUGAUUCGUCACGUAUCUAUUAUUAUGAAUAA
Enterobius vermicularis (human pinworm) is the source of this 1251-nucleotide messenger RNA. NCBI's taxonomy places the organism in Eukaryota, Metazoa, Nematoda, Chromadorea, Rhabditida, Oxyuridae. The record is from the annotation of a GenBank genome assembly.